Anarrhichthys ocellatus (wolf-eel) is the source of this 1803-nucleotide messenger RNA. It is a transcript of the gene neu4, whose product is annotated as sialidase 4. Gene Ontology annotation, biological process: ganglioside catabolic process; oligosaccharide catabolic process. The transcript has 3 exons. Bases 179 to 1633 code for a protein of 484 amino acids. Gene Ontology annotation, molecular function: exo-alpha-sialidase activity. NCBI's taxonomy places the organism in Eukaryota, Metazoa, Chordata, Actinopteri, Perciformes, Anarhichadidae. The record is from RefSeq and is a predicted model, not a curated record. Gene Ontology annotation, cellular component: membrane; intracellular membrane-bounded organelle; cytoplasm.
AAAUAAUUUUCCACCACAGUACACAAACAACAAUUUGACAAUUCUUUUUGACCUGUAUAUAGAUCCCUACAUAUCUACUUUUACACAUUUCCUCUGCAUAAUAAAUGUUUGUGUAUCUUUGUUUAGCUCCUUCUCAGAAGAUUUGGAGUUACCCUGAAAUACACACACACCGGAGAGUAUGAGGUCGCCCUAUUUCCCAGCGAGGUCGGUGCUUUUUCACAAGGAGCCCAACGGAGUGACGUACAGAGUCCCAGCGCUGCUGUUCCUGUCCCGCUCCAGGACCUUCCUGGCCUUCUGUGAGGAGAGACUCAGCCCGUCCGACUCUCAGGCUCACCUGCUGGUCAUGAGGAGAGGAACUUUCUACAGGAACUAUGUGGAGUGGGAGGACAUGCGUGUCCUGGGCACUGCCUUCCUGCCAGGCCACCGGUCCAUGAACCCGUGCCCGGUGUACGACGAGUUCACAAACACUCUCUUCUUGUUCUUCAUCGCGGUCCUCGGCCACACCUCGGAGUCCUAUCAGCUGGUGACGGGGAAGAACCUGACCCGUCUCUGCUACAUCUGCAGCACUGAUAACGGAGACACCUGGAGUCCUAUCACCGACCUAACCACGAGGGUCAUAGGAGAUACAAUCAAAGAAUGGGCCACUUUUGCCCUCGGCCCGGGUCACGGCAUCCAGCUGAAGUCCGGCCGUCUGCUGGUUCCUGCCUACGCGUACCACAUCGAGUGCAAAGAGUGCUUCGGACAGCUCUGCCAGACCACUCCCCACGCCUUCUGCUUCUACAGUGACACCCACGGGCGAACCUGGCGUUUCGGGGAGGCGGUGCCCGUGCCGGAGAGCGUGGAGUGUCAGAUGGUGUCUGUGGAUGAAGAGGACGGGACUAACGUGCUGUACUGCAAUGCGCGCAGCCCUCUGGGGUACAGGGUGCAGGCCCUCAGUCUGGAUGACGGAGCGGUGUUUCGGGAGGGGCAGCUGGUGCAGCGGCUGGUGGAGCCUGGAAAUGGGUGUCAUGGUAGCAUUGUGGGAUUCCCUGCCCCGUUACAUUUAUCUCACUCUCUUGACAAUCACUUAGACCAACCUAAACAUCACUCCAGACACUGGACAUCCUGCAUGACUGACUCAAAUCACACCACCUCUGUUCCCACCAGCUCCUUGACACCCAAUCAUCCGUAUUUCCUCACCCCCACCUGGGUGGUAUACUCCCACCCAACAUGGACCACUGGGCGCAGGGAUCUGGGUGUGUACCUCAGCCUGUUUCCCCGUGAUCCAGACAGUUGGCGUGGCCCCUGGGUGAUCUACGACGGCCCCAGCGCCUACUCUGACCUCGCCUAUCUGGAGCUGCCCCCCUCUCUCGGCGCACCGCCCGCCGUGGCCUUCGCCUGCCUGUUCGAGUGCGGCACCAAAACAGCCUACGAUGAGAUCUGCUUCAGCAUCUUCACCCUCUACGAGCUCAUUGAUAAUCUGCCCCGGGAGGCACAGCUGGGACAUAACAAACGUGAAUGUAAAAGACAGAAGGAUCAAGUCUCUGAGACGGAUCGUACGAGUGGACAGGACGGUCAAAGAACAGCAGCUUUCCAUCAGGCGCCCCGUGUGAAGAAGAAGAGCAAGUUGACUAAGAUGUGCUCGGUGUCUUAAAUGUAGAUUUCACCUUUCAAUACAGCGUUAAAGUCCAGUAACUGUUUUCUAUUCACACUCAGUGGGCACUUUAUUAUCUGCAGCUUUACCGUCUAAUAGAACUGUUCUGCCAUAAAGUCUGUGAUGCUUAAUUUAUGACGGAGCUGUUUUAUUGAACUGCAAAAGAUUGU